AUGAGUAACCAUGACAUCAAUUUGAAAAUAGGAGGAAAUUUUCUUACAACAAAAUUUUUCCAUACAAUGGUUGUGACUCGUUCUGGUGCCCGUGUAGAAAGAGAUCCACGUGCGGAAAGAGAUCGAACACGUGAAAGGUACACCUACGCUCCGAGAAGCCACCCUUUACUUACCGAAGCUCUUGGAAAUAAGUACGUUGACUCAUACCUCGAAUAUGAUUGUCUAAUGACACCAGAAGAGCUAUCUCGUCUCAACGAGCACCGAUACUCAGCUUUGGAUACUAGUUAUCUUAGCGAUUUUUGCAUGAAAUAUUUUUGGGAGUGGAUUGUGGAAUUCUAUCCGUUAUGGCUGGCACCCAAUCUUAUCACUUUAAUCGGUCUUCUGGUGAAUCUCAUCACAGUGUUGAUUCUUUCAUAUUAUUGCCCUACAGCGAAAGAAACUGCCCCUUCUUGGGCUUAUGCUUUAGCUGGUCUUGGAUUAUUUGUUUACCAGACACUAGACGCUACAGAUGGUAAACAAGCCAGGCGGACAGGUGCUGCAUCACCACUCGGCGAACUUUUUGAUCAUGGUUGUGAUUCGAUAUCACAGGUAUUUGUCGCCCUUAAUGUUGCGUAUGCAUUGCGGCUUGGCGAUGUGCGAUGCGGUGUAUUUUUUGCCGUCAUUGUGACGGUUUCACUGUUUUAUUGUGCUCACUGGAGCACCUACUGCACUGGUCAACUCAGGUUUUCGGAGUUCGAUGUGACAGAAGCACAAAUGUCGUUGAUUCUUUUGCUAUUAAUCACGGCUCUUUUUGGCCCUAACUUUUGGACUAUCGGUGUGUUUGGCUAUCAGUUGCGUCAUCUAAUACUUUUAUUUACAUUAUUUAUGGCAAUUUAUCAGUUGUCAUCAUACCUUGAUGUGAUAUUCACUGGCGGUGUUGGAAGAAAUGGGUCCACAGUUGCUGGCACUUCGGUUUUGUUCCCUGUGUGUCCAUUACUAGCUAGUAUAGUUCCGUUUGCAAUGAUAUAUAGCAAGUCACAUACUGGCGUAUUUGACGAAAAUAUCACAAUGUUUGUUCUAUGCUUUGGAGCUGUUGUAGCGAAGGCCACGAACCGCUUGAUUGUUGGCCAUAUGAGCCGGAGCGAGCUUGUCCUCUGGGACUGGAUAUACUUGGGUCCCAUAGCUCUCAUGCUCAACCAGUAUUACGAUUUCAAAGUUUGUGAAAAGAAAUUGCUGCUCUGGGCUACGAUAUAUGCAUAUACCUCGCUACUUAUAUAUUACAUUACUCAAUCGAAACAAGGUCUUCACUUCGCAGAGGUGUGCACAUCAUACAAGAUGACAGGGCCAGCUCGAUGUUCUUAUCUCAUUCCCAAAAAAGGUAGGAAUUGCCGCAUGCUUGUCAAACCCGGCCACAAGUACUGUGGAGAGCACGCCAAUCAAGAUGUGGAAAAUGAGGAGCGCAUACCUUGCCCAAAUGACCCUAAGCACACUGUUGAUCGCAAAUUGCUCGAACAACAUCUGCUGAGGUGCAACUCUCGUGUGGCUGAAGAAGAAUGGUUAAUCAAAGACAUGAAUGCAGUGGAAGGAGAAACGAAAUUCACAGAUAAAAUCGAUAGGAGAGCUUCAGAGGAGGAUGUAUGCCGUGUUGUUGAGAAAAUAGAAAAAUAUUACGAAUCCGUUUGCGCUGAAGUUUCUACUGUACAACUCCAUACUGAUGAGAUUGAAGAGCAUCUCAAACAAAGCCCAGAACUGUCUGAUAGCAAGCGUAAACAUCUCAUCCAACAGAGUUCCAUUAUAGGUCAUAUGACUUCUGUUGAUCUUUUAUGCAAUGAUCCUUCCAACUGCGUUUUUGAGCUGGGUGCGGGAAAGGCUCAACUUGCGUACUGGAUGACAAAACGAGCACCUAACGCCAAAUUCUUAUUGAUAGAUCGUAGUGGUUCGAGGAACAAAUACGAUAACAAGGCUCUUCAAGAAAAUCCAUCAUUGGACAUAAAGCGACUGCGCUGUUCCAUAGAACAUCUUGAUCUGUCCAAAGUGGAUGCGCUGAAGGAAGUAUCGAGUCUUUGUGCUGUUUGCAAGCACUUCUGUGGAAGUGCAACAGAUGCAGGAGUUCGAUGUUUGUCAAAUGGAGUGUCCAGAGGUCUUUCAUUGAGCGGAUUUGUUCUUGUACCUUGUUGCCACCACAAGUCUCGUUAUAGCGAGUAUUGCGGGCGUGACUUUCUUGCUGAGUGGAAUAUGGACAGCGAAGGUGACUUUGCUGCUUUGCGACUUAUCGCUGCAUGGGCUGUAAGUGGGAUCACGUUGAAGAGAACAGAUGGCUCACCCGAUAUAGACCCGGAAGGAGAUGCCGCCAAGAGUGCUGGUGAUGGAUCCGCUUCAAACGGACAAAUCAACAUAGCUUCUUGGUCUCCACAUUACAAAGAGGAGCUUGGCCGCCGAGCCAAAAUCAUUCUUGAAACGGGUCGAGCACGAUACUUGAGUAGCCUUGGUUUCAAUACCCGUGUUAUCAAAUACGUACCAGAGAGCAUCUCUCCGGAAAAUCUUUUGAUUCUGGGAACUUCGGAGACUACAUAAUCAUUUUUGUUCUGUUAAACUUGUUAUGGUACAUGAUGUCUGUGAUUUUUUGAUUCGAAAUUCUAUGUUAUGAUGAGCGGUGCAUUUGAUUCUCG
Messenger RNA from Cylicocyclus nassatus, 2648 nucleotides. The record is from the annotation of a GenBank genome assembly. NCBI's taxonomy places the organism in Eukaryota, Metazoa, Nematoda, Chromadorea, Rhabditida, Strongylidae.